This is a messenger RNA of Nasonia vitripennis (jewel wasp), 3583 nucleotides long. RefSeq names its product programmed cell death 6-interacting protein (gene ALiX). Gene Ontology annotation, cellular component: endosome. Gene Ontology annotation, biological process: mitotic cytokinesis. Gene Ontology annotation, molecular function: protein binding. The coding region runs from base 401 to 3568 and encodes 1055 amino acids. The transcript is spliced from 16 exons. NCBI's taxonomy places the organism in Eukaryota, Metazoa, Arthropoda, Insecta, Hymenoptera, Pteromalidae. The record is from RefSeq and is a predicted model, not a curated record.
GUAAUGGGCUUAAGUUAAGACAUGUAUAGGGAAUUAUGAGUUUAAUUUUGUAUAGUUGGUGGUUAUGAUAACGAUAUUUAAAUAAUGUGCCUAUGUGCCUAUUAUGAUUACACAUAUUGUAUAAUAUAUAUGUAUUAUACAUUUUUAUUUACAAGUACAAUAUCAAAAAUAAUUGGAAAAUUUAUUAAUCAAUUGUUAUCAUUUUUUUUAUGUAUUAUUUAUAUUUAAUUAGUAAAAGUAGAAAAAGUUUACCGUGCUUGCAUAUUUUAAUAACGUUUUAAAGUACCAGAGGAUCUUAAUGAAUGAAUCUUAAUUUGAUUCUUAAUGAAUAAAAUUUUAAUCAAAAAAUAUAAUUAAAUUAAAGUUUAGCUUAAAUUGUUAGCUCCUUAUAAUUGCGAUUAUGACAGAAUUUAUUUCAGUUCCUUUAAAAAAGCCUUCUGAUGUUGACAUAACAAAACCUUUGCAUAAUGUUAUUAAAUCAACUUAUUCCACUGCAUCAAACCAAAAAGAUUAUUUAGAAUGUAUUAUAGACUUAGGCAAAUUGCGUAAAAAUGCAUUAUGGAGAGCUUUUGAAAAAUAUGAAAGCUCAUUAGAAGUCAUUUACAGAUAUUAUGAUCAAAUUUGUGUGCUUGAAAGUAAAAUUCCAGCUAAUGAAGUUCAAAUUCCGUUCAAAUGGAAAGAUGCUUUUGAUCGUUCUAUUUUUGGCGGAAAAUUAAGUUUAACAAUAAGCAGCUUAGCUUAUGAAAAAGUUUGCGUCCUGUUUAAUAUUGCGGCUCUUCAAAGUUCAGUCGCAUCAACUCAAUCACUAGAAAGUGACGAAGGAUUAAAAACGGCAGCAAAAUUAUUUCAGCAAUCAGCAGGGAUCUUUAAUUACUUGAAAGGCAAUAUAAUGCUAGCUAUUCAGCAAGAACCUACACCGGAUAUGAGUCCAGAAACCCUAGAAGCUUUAUCGCUUAUGAUGUUAGCACAAGCUCAAGAAAUAUUUACCCAUAAAGCGAUCCAUGAUAAAAUGAAGGAUAAUAUUAUAGCAAAAUUAGCAGCUCAGACCGAGGAAUUAUUUUCGGAAACAUUUAAAUUAUUUCAAAAAGAAAUUUUUCGAGCAUUUUGGGAUAAGGAGUGGAUACCUUUAAUAACGGGAAAACAACUUGGAUAUCGGGGAAUGUCUGAAUACUAUCAAUCAUUGGUGUGUAAAAAUAAUAAACAAAUUGGAGAAGAAAUUGCUCGACUAGAAUUUGCAGCAGAGAUGUUUAAGGUUGCACAAACAAAAUCAAAUAGAUUAACAUUGUUCGAGGAUUAUUAUAACAAAACCCUUCAAAACUUAACAGAAGUUAAAAGAGAUAAUGAUUUUAUUUAUCAUGAACGAAUUCCUGAUUUCAAAAGUUUAUCACCUGUCAGUAAAGCACAUGUUGCUAAAUUACUACCUUUACCUGAAAAAUUCAGCUCACAGUUUCAAGAUAUUUUUGCUGACUUACUACCAAUGGUUGUCCAUAAUGCAAUUUCAAAUUAUGAAUCUCGAAAAUCAGACUUGGUUAAUUGUGAAAUUGCUAAACUGCGCAAUUUACGGCAACUUUUGAAUGGAACAUUAGCAAGUUUAAAUUUGCCUGCAGCGAUUGAGGAUUUAAGUGGAACUGAACUUCCUCAGUCUUUAAUAGAUAAGGCGACUUUUAUUCAUGAAGCUGGUGGUAUAAAAACUUUAGAAAAAACGAUGAAUGAACUUCCAGAAUUACUACAAAGAAAUAAGGAUAUACUGGAUGAGGCUGAAAGGAUGUUAUCUGAAGAAGAAGAUUCUGACAAUCACUUACGAUUGCAAUUUAAAGAACGUUGGACCAGAUUACCAAGUGGAAGACUAACGGAACAAUUUAAGAUAAACUCCCAAAAAUAUCGUGGGAUUAUUAACAACGCUAUUAGUGCAGAUAAGGUUGUUCGAGAAAAAUUUGAGGCUCAUCGACAAUCAGUUCAAAUUCUGAGUAUGGAACCAAAAAUGAUUGCUAACACUAUACCUACUGGUUCUGCAAUUCAAGAAAGUCACGUAGUUAUAGAGUUACGCAAUCUAAUGAAGGAGGCAGAGACCUUAACAAUAGAACAAGAUUCUAUAGAAUGCGAAUUACAAUCUGUAAACGUCGAUAUGCAAGGCUUAUUUUUAUCUGCUUUAAUUAAAGAUGGAGUUAUUGAUGAAAAUAAUUUAAUCACAGAGAAUCUUAAUAUUGCUUACGGUUUAUUACAAAACAAAAUUCUGGAAAUAGCUUCGCGCCAAGAAAAGCUCAUUGAAGCUAUUCAGUCAAAGCACAUGGAAUUCUCUAAAGAACAAUCUUCUAGUGGGAGUAGUCGUGAACAAAUGCUUUGUAAAUUGGCCUUGGCUUAUGAUGCUUUCAAGGAGAUAAAAAAUAAUUUACAGGAAGGCGUAAAAUUCUACAAUGAUUUAACCCAGCUGCUGAUUAUAUUCCAAAAUAAAGUCUCAGAUUUUUGUUUUGCUCGAAAAACAGAAAAAGAAGAAAUACUAAAAGAUUUAACAAGUAAUUUAAGCCAAACUGAUGCUUCUGAUUCACUGCAUAUUCCAAGCCAUCAUAAAGACAAAGCAAGAAUUCAAGUGUCAUCGUAUUUACCUUAUCCAACGCAUGAUCAAGGUAUGCCAAUCCCAUAUGGAGUACAGACUUCAGCACCAUAUCCGAAUUACAUGCCGCCUCCAUUACCAACAACUUUUAACCCGUAUGCAACAAUGGCUUUUCCGACCCAAGAUUUCAACAUGCCUUUUUUUACAAUCGAAUUUGCAAAUAGUUCUGGAAGCUGUUUCUUCAAAGCUGACUCAUUGGAUGAUAUUAUAACAGGGACUAGAGAAAAAUUGGAACUGCCCAAUGCUGACUAUAAGGUCGUACUGGAAGAUAAGAAAACUAAAGUUGACGAUGAUUUCAUAGAGUAUGCAUCUCAAAAUCCAAAAGAGAUAAUGAAGCUUUUUAUGAUGACUCAUGAUGAAUCUCAUAAUAUUAACAAUAAUACGAAGGACAAAGAAAGUAUUGCACCGUCCGAUGAAGCACAGACAUCUACGUUGAACAGUACUGCUACUUCAAGCAAACAAUUAAAUUUACAAAGUGGAGUUUGGAAUAAAGUAUGCCCUGAUCUUAUGGACAAAAUUUUAAAAGGAGAGAUGAUAGAAUUUACUGAAAAACAACAAAUAGUGAAAAAAAUUGCUAAAUAUAUGGUUUACUUAAAAGAUACCAAAAGAGGCACAGCUCAAAAAAUCGCAGAGAUAAUUUGUAAGACGUAUCCACGUACAUUUGCAGACAAAAUCGAAGGGGUUGAAUGGAAUGAUGGAAUAGCUACACUGAGGACAUCGAUUUUAAAUUGUGCGAACUAUAAAACAGGCACCAAAAAAAGAAAAGCUAAUAUGGAUAAUGAUGAAGAUGAAAAUGAAGUGCGGAGAAGAGAGCGUGAUAAUCCUAGGAAUCAAGACGAAUACGGUUGUACGCAGUACGCCCCUGACCUUCCGUCAGACGAAAAUAUUAAGAGUCAAGAAGAAAGACGUCUUAAAUUGAUAGAUCUUAUAGCGUUAACAUGUAAUGUAAUAGUCUAGGUUACAUAAUUAUAU